This is a messenger RNA of Choloepus didactylus (southern two-toed sloth), 5566 nucleotides long. RefSeq names its product macrophage immunometabolism regulator (gene MACIR). Gene Ontology annotation, biological process: negative regulation of cytokine production involved in inflammatory response; negative regulation of fibroblast migration. The record is from RefSeq and is a predicted model, not a curated record. Lineage: Eukaryota; Metazoa; Chordata; Mammalia; Pilosa; Megalonychidae. The transcript is spliced from 4 exons. The coding region runs from base 3125 to 3748 and encodes 207 amino acids.
GAUUUGUGUCGAGCCAGGAUUUUGUUUGUGCAUAUGUGUAUGACUAUGGUGCACAGUUAAAAUGGGGCUGGGAACUUUUGAAUCAUUUCAGGAGGGGGAAGAAUGGAGGCAAUAGUAUUUUAUAGUGUGCUUGCUUCUCCUAGCCGAAAGCAUAGUUCUUAUACCACAUUUCUGACAUUACUAGACUCUUCAUUUUAUUUAUUUAUUUUUUCUCAGAUGAGCCACCCUACAAUUUAGGGUUGAAUGAUCGAUUCUAACCCUGUAGAGCAGGAGAGACACAGAAAUGACCCCUUCCUAAAGUUUAUUUUCCUAGUCACUUAAAGUAUUGGUUGUUAUUGUACAAGCUUUUGGUUCUUUAUUAAUUCAAUGCCGCUUUUUAUGCUUACACAAUUAUAUUUAAUGAAUGUUUCACAGAUUUCUCAGUGUUUUUAUUAUGUAACAGUUGUAUUAUAAACUUCCUAUCAGUGGAAUAAAAAGGGCCUAUAAUCCCAGAGACGACUUAAUUUAGUAAAAACAAGUGAACAGAAUAUAUUUCUGCCAACAAUUUAGCUUUUUUAGUUGCAAAUAAGACUGUUUAGUGUGGUAACUACUUCAGGAUUGAAAGUGUGGGGAUAUUUAUUGACCUUAAAUAAUGAUCAGUGAAUUUUUUCUUAGUGUUUUUAAUUCUGUACAUUUUGGAGGGUUAUUGUCCACAUUAACUCUUAAAAUUAUUUAAUGUGGUGGCAAUACUAAAAUUUCGUAGACAGGAUUUUAAACUUGCUGAUUUAUUGUGGGGGGUGAGCAUGUCAGCUAUUUUCCUCCAGAGAGAACAGGUUUUGUCACCAGCCUUAUCAAAAUGAGUAAUUGAUUUUAAGCUUAUGUUUGAACAGUUAGCCACAUCCACCUGUCCCAUUUUUGUUAUGGUAUAAGUGAUAAAUUUCUUGUAAAGACUUCUUGUAGACCUGCAGUUCCAGUUACUGUCAGUCAUGUUUGCUGUGAAACUGAAUUUUCUUUCUCCAAAAGAAGGAUGACAUCACAUAAUGAUAAGACAUUGGUAACCUAGUUUUAAUUGUUACUAUCAGAAAUAGAGAAUGAAUGCUGCACUUUAAGGAGAUGGCUACUAAAACAACUGGUAUUAGGGAAAUAUAUUUUUGUCUUACUGUACCAAAUACGGGUUGUCUUACCACAUUAGUGAGGUUAACAAUUUGUUUAUAAGGUCAAGGAUGGUUUCAGAUGUCACACCCUGCUUAGCAGCUCUUCUUAAAAACUAUCAAUAAUUUAGUUUCCGAAAGUUGCAAAUGAUAAAAUAAGGCUAUUUGAAAGUAACCUCUAGGAAGAGCAAGUAUGUACAGCUUAAUGUUUUGUUUCCAUUUUGUGUAUUGUCCUUUGGCAGUUGAACCAUUGUUUGUACUCAGUGCCUGUUACUUGAAAGAUGUUUUAGGCCUUCUCUCUUUUUCUUGUUUUUAGAGUAGUCUUUGAGAUUAAUAGUUACAAAAUAUUUUUAUUAGUCUAAGUGGAUUUUUUAAAAAUGGCUAUUUUUUAAAAAUGGCUAUUUUUUUCCAAGUGCUUUUUCAUUAUUGUUCUCUCCUUAAGUAGUCACUCCAAAACUAUUUCCUUUUUUUUUCCCCUCAUGUUUUGGGAGCUAGAAUUACAACUCAUAACUUCUACUUUACCAAGAGCUUUGCCUAAAAUUUCUCUUGUUUUUAAUAAUACAGUCCUUAAAGAUUAGUGGGAUUUAUUUACCAAAAUUUGGAAGGGUCAUGUGCUGGCCUUUGUAUUUAUUUAUACUUUCAUUAAUCUACCUUAUGAUUUGUAAGUGAUAGGUUUAAAGUUUUUCUUGUUCCUAUUUUGUUAGUGGAUUUAUGCUGGAACCUGAGAUUAAUGGCUUUUUUUGUCAAGGGGGUUUUUGUGUGGACCUGAAUAUAUCCAUUUGCUCAUGAACAUUAGGGAGCUUUUUAUAUUUGGGGAAUAGCUACUCUCUUCUUUGGGUUCCCAGUAUCCUUUGCAUUUACUAGUAUAUGUAUUAGAUGCAUGUAUUUCCAUAUCUGUCUUCCCCUGUAGCCUUGUCUCAGGCCUCAUUCUUUGUAUUUGCCUUAGUGCUUGUAUAGUGUUGGGACAUAAUAGGAUUCAAGAAAUAUUGUUGAAUGACUGAAUGAGUAAAUUAAUAAUUGAAUGGCUGAGUGGUAUAUCUAAAGAAAUACUGUUUAGAUGUGUAUGCAAAGCCACUAUGCAAGCAGAAGGGUGUUUUCCUUUUUUGUAACCUAUUGCUUUUCCAUUGUUAUGUAUUUCUUUUAAGUAGUUUAACAACAUAACCACCAAACUGGGACACUUUUGAGAGAUAAAGGGGAUGCAGUAAUUAUGGCAGAGUACUACUGGCUGUGAACCCAGACAUAUGGUCACCCUACUUGGAAGGGCAUUGUUCUUUAUUUACCUAUGAUGAUUUCUAUCAUCUUACCUGAGAAAUUCGACACACUUGCUUGGGUAAUCUUUGCAAACUUUUCUAUUUGUAGAAGCUUCACUUGCAAAUGUUGGAUGUCUUGCUUAGUCACCCAUGGCUUCCCUCCCCAGAGGCUGCUUGGCAGUUCUUUGCCAUGCUUAAUUUUUCCUAUUUUUACUGCUCACAGGAUAAUUCACAGGGCUUUCAAUUUGCUUCAGCAAAAGUAUAUGCGACUUCUUUUAUCUGGAAGCAUCCUAUCCUAUCCCUUUUGCUCUCUUUACUUGUCUGUUUUUCUAUGCAGCAUUUAGUCCAUCUUUGUAAUGAUUUCAGUUGGGUUCUUUUCCCCUUUGCUGGACUGUUUUUCAGAGAUCUGUUGAUGUCUUAUGUUUCCAAGCCUUCAUGUUCAAAGCAUUGGCCAGAAUCAAUAACAAGUGUUUGAGAGUCAUAGAUUUUUGAAAAGUAUCCUAAAAAUACGUUAUUUGGAAGUAUCUGGAGUAGAGCAGAAAAAUUAUUAUGCCUGUGUUCUCUUGGGACUCACUAGAAAUUAUACACUGACAUCUUCUGGGAUUGUCUGUGGUAUUCCAUGGUACGGAUGGACCACAGUUUUUCAUGCAUUCUCCUUAUGAUGGACUUUUGGAUUGUGUCCAGUGUUUGGUGAUUAUGUACCUGCUAUAAACAUUCACACGCGUGUGCAGACUGGUGCCUAAAAUGGAAGUAGAUAUUAAUGGCGAGUCCAGAAGUACCCUGACCACCCUGCCUUUACCCGUGGCAGAGGCGAGCUCUCCGGGGAAGGCAGAGGCGGAGAAGCCCCGCUGCUCCAGCACGCCCUGCUCCCCGAUGCGUCGGACUGUAUCGGGCUACCAGAUCCUCCACAUGGACUCCAACUAUUUGGUCGGCUUCACAACUGGUGAGGAACUCCUGAAGUUAGCCCAGAAGUGCACAGGAGGCGAAGAGAGUAAGGGAGAAGCUGUGCCUUCCUUGCGCUCUAAACAGCUGGAUGCGGGACUUGCCCGAUCCUCUCGUUUGUAUAAAACCAGAAGUAGGUACUACCAGCCAUACGAGAUUCCAGCUGUCAAUGGAAGGCGGCGAAGGCGGAUGCCUAGCUCAGGAGACAAGUGUACUAAGUCAUUACCUUAUGAACCUUACAAGGCCCUCCAUGGGCCCCUGCCUCUUUGUCUUCUUAAAGGGAAGAGGGCUCACUCCAAAUCCCUGGACUACCUCAAUCUAGAUAAAAUGAACAUCAAGGAGCCAGCUGACACAGAAGUGCUUCAGUACCAGCUUCAACACCUAACCCUUAGAGGGGACCGUGUAUUUGCUAGGAAUAAUACAUGAGCCACUUGCAGAGAGUUCAAAUCAGUUUAGGUCAGCCUGCACUUGGCUAGAAAUGUCCACUGUUGUACUCUGUACAUGACUCUUCGCAUUAUAGAUGGUUAUAUCAGCUAAGUGUUCCUGGAACGUAAGAAUUGUUUGGAUCAAAUUUUGAAUACAGGAAUGAAAUCACAGGUACUUGGGGGGAAAUCAUUCUAGAGCACGCCACUGCAAAGAAAAUAGAAUGUUGACCAUUAGUUUGUAUAGCUUUUUAGCUAGGCAAAAAAAAGGGUUUGGUACACUAGUAUCAUCUUUAUGAUUCUGACACUCAAAUUGGGAAUGUUACCUGCUUGGUUGUUGCUGACUUGGUAUGAUUAAUUGGAAAUUUAAGUACUCGAGUACUUCUUUUACUCUCUGUAUUUUAUUAUAAAAUGUAUGUAAUGAUUUGUUUUAUGAAAUUGAGAACUUGAACAUUGCUGAAUUGAACCACUUUUUAUUUUUAAAUAUUGAGUUUAAAUAUUUUAUAACUGUUUUGCACUGAAAAAAAUUAACAUUUCAGAUUGAUGAGAGAAUAAUCUUUCUUCUUGCCUCAAUAAUAUUAUUGAGCAAUGGAUUUUUUUAUUUCCGCAUGGAAAGUUAUUGAUCUCCUCUAUGGUUGUAAAAUAUUUCUUUAUAGCGUCAUUAAAGUGUGUCUUAAUAAAAUUAAAUUUGGGAUACAAAGUAUUUAUUUUACAAUGGGUGGGGGGAAGCUUCUCCAGAAAGUUUCCAAUAUGAAGUCUUCAUAAGUUGAAAACAUUUCCUUUGUGCUUAUUUUCUAAUUUAAAAUUCAUCUGGAACUUUGAUGGAUAGGAUUCUUUAAUGUGGAUUGUAGGCAUAAUACUGUUUGCAUCUGAAUGUUCUGUAAGUGAAUGGAACUUUAAUAGAUGAACUCAUGAUUUCUCCUAUCGAAUGCUCAAACGGAGUAUGAAGUGAUAGCAUUCAGCAUGGCACUGGGUCAUUCCCAUUUUAGUUCUGUGCAGUAUAAGCACUCAUUAAAAUUCCAGUUUCUAGGAUUAGUGUAGAAGCCUAAAGUGCUUCUACAUUUUUAAUGGGUUAAUCCUGGAUUACUUAACAAUUUAUGUCAGUUGCACUGGUUUAAUUUGUUGCUAAAGAAAUAAUGCCCUGGCUUUAGUAACAAAUACAGCUCAACUAUUCUUGAAUAUAUUUUGGAAAAAAAAAAAAAAUGUAACUUACCUUUUGUAAAGGUUUCUUUUUUCUUUUUUUGACUUUUGAAGGUGCAGUUUAUUACUGAAUUGGCAUUUCUGGCAACAUAGAACUGCUUUUUAAAAAUUUUAUUUUGGGGGCUGUUAGUUUCUUAGGUGUUAGCGAUCUUGCUUAUAAAAUAGGAACACCUUUUAAUUAAUGAGUGGAUCAUUCCUGGUGCAAUUGUGACUUUUCUUUAACCAGAAUGAAUACCAAACUCUGUUUAGAGCAGAAUAAGUAUUAGAAAACCCUAGGCACUUUUAAUCAAUGUUUAUUAUACUUCUACUGAGGUGCGAACCAUGUGUAAAAGCCUUGGGAAAGUUGGCCCAUAUCUUACUGAAUUGAUGAGAUUUCUUGGUGGGCUGGAAAUUUUCAGCUGUUGUAUAUUUUAAAGUAAAUUGCACCUUUGUAACAUAUUGUAUUGACAAAUGAUCACUAAGAUGAACUAUAUCUAUACAGUCAUUAGUUUGACAAGAAAUAGAAUCCUGUCAGAUGCCAAAGAGUUGGGAUUUUUUGUUUAAUGAUUAAACACCGUUAUUUAUUGAUGAUUUACCCUGUGGAACUGUAUUAUUUCUAACUGAAAUAAAAGGGUGAUAUGAA